AUGGGAGAUAUGGAGGUAGAUGAAAUUGAAGCCGUGCUUGAGAAAAUCUGGGAUCUUCACGAUAAGCUCAGCGACGCCAUACACUCAAUUUCUCGUGCUCAUUUCUUGAAUUCCGUGAAGAACAGGAAAUCCGGCGAGAUUUAUUGUCCCAGGAAGAAGAAAUCCGGGGACGAUGACUUGGAGAACAAGGUCGGGCCGGGUUUUGUGUUCGUGAAGGAGUACCGGGCUGACGAGGAUGAGCCGGCGGUUCAGGAGACGAAGAGCUUGUACGCCAUCCGCACCGCGCUUGAGAAUCUGGAGGACCAGCUGGAGUUUCUCCAUACCGUGCAAACUCAGCAACGAGCAGAGAGAGAAGCAGCGGUUGCCCGUCUAGAGCAGAGCCGCAUUAUCCUUGCAAUGCGGUUGGCUGAACAUCAGGGGAAGAAUUACAAAGUCAUUGAAGAAGCGCUUGCUUUAAUAGGCGAUGUACGAGACGCCAGCCGACUCGUUUCGCCCGAAAAUCUGUAUGGCUCGACCCCUUGUCCGUCGCGCCAGAGUUUUGGGCCACAGAAAGGGAAGAACCCAAAUGCUCUUUUCAAUUUUUUCAUCUCAGGCUUUACUUCUGUUUCCAAGUCCCUUAAAUUUGAUCGUGCUGUUGGGAUCAUGGGGAAUGCCGCCUUGUUUGCUAUCAGCAUGCUCGCGUUUAUGCAUUUGAAUCAAGUUGGCUGUAGGGAAAAACACACAUUAGAGGGUUUUAGCCGAGAAAGCAAGAAAGUUCCAAUUGAUCGUUUAGAGUGCUUGGAUGUUAUGCUUGCGAGGGGUUAA
Messenger RNA from Striga hermonthica, 804 nucleotides. The record is from the annotation of a GenBank genome assembly. Lineage: Eukaryota; Viridiplantae; Streptophyta; Magnoliopsida; Lamiales; Orobanchaceae.